Eleginops maclovinus (Patagonian blennie) is the source of this 2062-nucleotide messenger RNA. RefSeq lists its product as uncharacterized. Lineage: Eukaryota; Metazoa; Chordata; Actinopteri; Perciformes; Eleginopidae. The record is from RefSeq and is a predicted model, not a curated record. The transcript has 2 exons. The coding region runs from base 30 to 1370 and encodes 446 amino acids.
GAAGUCAUGUCUUUCCAACCACAAACGAGAUGCUGAUGGUGAGCAUUGACACAGAUCUUCAGAGGAGAGCAUUCAACAUUCACACAGAAGAACUCAUCGUGAUCCAAAAGGAAAGGGACUCCUACACCUUCAACCUGCCAAGGAAGCCUAGCUCCUGCCUGAUCUCCAGAUUUGUCGGUGAGGAGAAGUUCGUCCUGUCGAACACCUCUGACCUUUGCCCCCUGAACUCCUCAGUGCCUGAAGACUUGAAACAACGACUUGUCAGCAGGGCGAAUAUUUCUUCUUACAUGAUCAACAACCUGACUCAUUCAGACUCCGGCCUGUACCAAGAGGAGUGCUGGGCUGACGGCAAAGUGACAUAUGAGAGAAAUAUAACAAUUACUGUAUGUAGUUCAAUAAUUGAAAUCAAAAAUAUAGAUGUGAUACCUAGAGAAACAAUGUGCCUGCCUUGUUUAGGAGGGGCUGACAAGCUGAAUUUCCAGUGGCUCAAAUGGGAUUAUCGAUAUGAGCAAGAAAUAUGGACCAGAAUGUUUGGGGACAAUACAGCAUCAACUAUGGACACUGAUAGAGGAAGACACCGAGUGGUGAAAAACACAUCAGAUCUACUUAUAUCCAACAUCUCAACAAUGGUCUUCACAUUGUACACCUGCCUGGUGAUGGACCAGCAGCAGUGUGUGAGCAGUCACCCUGUUCAGCUUCUGCUGAACACAGAGGGUGUCUAUCGCUCAGUGGAAGACACGGCUGUGUUGCAGUGCCCUGUCACUGAUUUCAGUGAUGGAAAGCCUCCAUAUUGGAAGACUGAUUUCUUUAACAUUGAUAAUGGACAAAAUAACUACACCAUGGUAGUAAUGGACCAAAACUAUUCACUGGUGUUAACAUCUUUAAUGUUGAAUCACUCCGGUCGGUACUCUUGUAAUACCCGAACAACUCUGAAAUCAUAUCUGCUUGUGGUGUGCCCCAAAUUUGCCCCCCCUGCUGAAGAGCUCUUCUCUGGGGGAGAAGAAGUCACUCUCAGAUGCAAAAAUAGCGAAAAGGGAUUGCGUCACCUCUGGUUCUUUAAGUCGAACCGAACCAAAGGAAGAACCUUUAGUGUAGAUUCUUACCUGAUCAAGAACAUGCGCAGUUAUACUGAUUUGAACUUGGUCAUUCCUAAUGUCUCACUGCAAGACACUGGAGAGUAUUGGUGUGCAGUUCUUGACCCUUAUCUGCAGUGUAUGUUUUCAACCAAAACACUUCUGAAGUACAGAGAUCCCUUUGGCGUUCACUCCACCUUCUACGCGGUGAGAUGGUCAGCGUUCAGUGUUCUGCUGCUGGCUCUCUGUGCUGUUGUAGUCACUGUGACCCUGUGGACCAGAAGACGGGACUCUUAAUAUGUACAGGUUGAUUUCAGUUCACUGUAUGUCAUCGUCUUUAAGACAGUGUGUCAUAAACUGGAUUUUAAACAAAGUAUGCUGGAGAUUCCUACAAAUAACACGUCGGAAUUUAAUUGUAAGAGACGGAGAAAUAAGAGAGAGAGGGAUUACAAAAACCAAGGGCUGUAAAAUGUCUCAUCAUUAUUAUUAGUAGUAGAAGUAGUAGUAGUAGUAGUAGUAGUAUAAAUACCCUCAUAAUACUCAGAGAAAAGGUUUUGAAUGUUGGAUAUUUGUAUAUACAGUAUAUUAACUAUAACAUACAUUUGAUUACAUAUCGAUCAGUUAUAUUAUGUGGCAUAUAUAUUUUUGAUGGUCUUGCUAUUCUUGUAAAUAUAUAUAACUUUUCAAUUAUCAUCCUUUUAAAUUGCAUUUACAUUAAAUGUUUGUAAUUCACUUAUAUUAUAUAUUUUUUAUAUUGAUGGUUUAUUUCAAAUCAAAUGGGUAUGUGAUUAUCAUUAAUGUGGAUUUCUUUUUUCUUUUCUGCAUAUACAGUAUCAUAGUUGUAUCCUUCAUUAUUGUCAGCAUGAUAUUAUGGGUUAUAAUUCCUUGAGCUAUAUCUUCCAAUAUAAGUGUCUCUAUAAUGAAGGCUAUCAAUACAACCAGCUAGUCAGUUCUUGUUGGGUUUUUUUCUGAUCUUAACCGUUACUGUA